This is a messenger RNA of Xyrauchen texanus (razorback sucker), 485 nucleotides long. RefSeq names its product 60S acidic ribosomal protein P0-like. The record is from RefSeq and is a predicted model, not a curated record. The transcript is spliced from 4 exons. Gene Ontology annotation, biological process: ribosomal large subunit assembly; cytoplasmic translation. Bases 1 to 468 code for a protein of 155 amino acids. Gene Ontology annotation, molecular function: large ribosomal subunit rRNA binding; structural constituent of ribosome. Gene Ontology annotation, cellular component: cytosolic large ribosomal subunit. NCBI's taxonomy places the organism in Eukaryota, Metazoa, Chordata, Actinopteri, Cypriniformes, Catostomidae.
AUGGGGGAGAAAUCGUCUUCGUCUGGGCCGCCACUGUGCUUACAGGUGUUCUCCGCCAUUGCGCUCGUGUGUUUUGGUCUUUACUGCAUUGUGAAAGGAGUAUCCAUCGGCCUCUUCAACUGGUGGUACAUCCUGGGCGCCGCGUGUCUGCUGACCACCACAUUCGCUGCGUUCCGUGUGUAUGAGGGUGUGAGGAACAUCGCCAGUGUGUGUCUGCAGAUUGGCUACCCCACCCUCGCCUCCGUCCCUCACUCUGUUAUCAAUGGAUACAAGAGGGUCCUGGCUGUAGCCGUGGAAACCGACUACUCCUUCCCGUUGGCUGAGAAGGUGAAGGCUUACCUGGCCGACCCCACCGCCUUCGCUGUCGCAGCUCCUAAUGCUGAGGUGAAAUCUGCUGCCAAAGAGGAGGCGCCCAAGGACGAGCCUGAGGAGUCUGAUGGGGACAUGGGCUUCGGCCUGUUUGAUUAAACUGCAGAAUGAACAUC